Messenger RNA from Ostrinia nubilalis (European corn borer), 1383 nucleotides. Its product is annotated as UDP-glucosyltransferase 2-like. The transcript has 5 exons. The coding region runs from base 745 to 1383 and encodes 212 amino acids. NCBI's taxonomy places the organism in Eukaryota, Metazoa, Arthropoda, Insecta, Lepidoptera, Crambidae. The record is from RefSeq and is a predicted model, not a curated record.
UUAACCUAAGUGCUGUAGGAUUGUAACAUUUCAUCGAAGUCCGUUUUUCUCACAAGAUAUUGCGAUUAUAACUAGUGUACUGCCUAUGUAUUGCGCUCUAUAACGCUACAUGUGCUGUGUAUUUCGCCGAAGUGAUUUUGAAAUUAUGUAUUUUUAGAUGUUGUUUUGCAUUAUUUGCACACAACACGAUUAAAAUUGUCGUAAAAAAAUAUAAUGUCUGCCAGAUCCACAACUUGGCCCCAACGCCAUCGUCUCAACUCUCAAUGUUGGAGCCAAUACCAUUUUCUGUAUCCACACGUUAGUCGAGAGGAAUUGGGACCAAAUUUGGCACCAACGUGUAGAGUCUGCCUAAAUGCCUGUUCAUACUGUGGCCCGUAUUUAUAUCACACACAAGUCACAAAUUAUUUUUCCCCGUCCAUUGACGCGACCUUGCAUCGGUGUUCUAGUGACGUCAUCGUUUGGUCGAUAUCUAGAUGCUCGUUUGUUAUUAACCCAAUAGUUGAUUUGGGACCGCCCCGUGUGAUCUCAAUUUCGGUACAUUUAUUUGUCUAGAAUAAUUAUUAUGAAGCUUAGAAAGUUUGUAUUUUAACUAGAGUUAAUUUAAAGAGUUUUGGAUUAUGAGAAAAUCAUCGAUGUAAAGUUUAGUUCUGGUUUGUGAUUGUGUUUUGUUAUUUCGACGCAUGCGCCGGUUGGUUGAAGUGACUGUGUAAUUAAAAACUCAAAUGUACACUGUUUCAAGUGAAAAUGGCUAAAGCACAAAUAAUUUUAUGUGUUUUGGGAGUAAUUUGUUGUGCGGAUGCGUACAAAAUAUUAGUGGUUUUCCCUUUUCCAAUUCGGAGUUUGAACAAUUUGGGAGAAGGGUACGUUAGACACCUACUAAAGGCCGGGCAUGAGGUUACCUUUAUCACAGCAUUUCCUCUGAAAAAUGAGAAAAAUGAAAAGCUUCGACAAAUCGACAUCAGCAGCAACCAGCAAUUAAUGGUGUCAGGAGAUUCUACCUUCUCUAUCAAAAGUGUAAUGGAUGGUCAAAUACCGAUAAACGAUGUCAAAAUGAUGCAAGAGUUCGGACUAUAUUCCAGUAUUAAGAUGUUCGAACAUGAAAACGUGAAGAAGUUCUUAGAAGACACAAGCCAGCAGUUUGAUGCUGUGAUAGUAGAUCUGUAUGAGACGGAAAUAUAUUCUGGAUUAUCAGCUCUCUACAACUGCCCAAUGAUCUGGAGUUACUCUAUGGGCGCGCACUGGUUGGUUCUUCGACUGAUAGAUGAGCCGACAAACCCUGCCUACUCCGCCGACUACUUGUCAUCCAACGUGCUGCCUUUCACCUUCAAACAAAGGCUGGAGGAACUGUGGGCGCAGAUCUUAUGGACCUGGACGAAAUGGUGA